This is a messenger RNA of Solanum verrucosum, 612 nucleotides long. RefSeq names its product putative calcium-binding protein CML19. Gene Ontology annotation, molecular function: calcium ion binding; enzyme regulator activity. The coding region runs from base 30 to 608 and encodes 192 amino acids. NCBI's taxonomy places the organism in Eukaryota, Viridiplantae, Streptophyta, Magnoliopsida, Solanales, Solanaceae. The transcript has a single exon. The record is from RefSeq and is a predicted model, not a curated record.
GUAGUUCAAACGUAUAUUUGUUUGUUAGCAUGUGUAUAGCGUCAGUAACUGUUUCCACAGCUGAAAAGGAAUCUUUUUUCUCAAGAUUACGGAAUAUAUUUCAUCUCAAAAAGAAGGAAGAGGAGAAGAAGACAAUGACAACAACAACAAUAACAACUGCUACUACUACUAACUCAUGUGUUAGUAGUAGUAACAAGGGAGAGUUAGAGAGGGUAUUUACGUACUUUGAUGAGAACGGAGAUGGAAAGGUGUCACCAACGGAGCUAAGGAGAUGCAUGAAGGCGGUAGGAGGUGAACUGACGAUGGAGGAGGCGGAGAUGGCAGUGAGACUAUCGGAUUCUGAUGGGGACGGGUUGUUAGGGUUGGAGGAUUUUACGAAGUUAAUGGAAGGAAUGGAGGAAGAGAGGAAUAAAGAGAGUGAGUUGAUGGGAGCAUUUGGAAUGUAUGAAAUGGAAGGAUACAUUACUCCUAAGAGCUUGAAGAUGAUGUUGAGUCGACUCGGCGAGUCAACCUCCAUUGAUAAAUGCAAGGUUAUGAUAAGGAGAUUUGAUCUCAAUGGAGAUGGAGUUCUUAGCUUUGAUGAGUUUAAAAUUAUGAUGACUAGUUAGAAGA